AUGGGCUGCCAGACAUGUGUCGCUUUGUGUACUGCAGAGGACCCUGCUCCGAUCCCGCCCGCCAGCACCGCGCCUCUCCUCACGAAUCAGGCAUCCCUUUCCUUCCGCGCCGCAGCGCCCCCCAUCCCUUUUUCCCGCACAGCAAUCUCUCCCUCAAAUCAGUCCCCUCCCCGUCCCUGCGUUUGCCGCCGCCGCUCCCAACCGCCGGCGCCGCUAUGGGAGGUGGGCGCGGGGUACCCGCUCGUGGACUGCGCCGUCUGCAUCGCGGAGGUCGCCGCGGGGGAGGCCGCCCGCAUGCUGCCCCGGUGCGGCCACGCGUUCCAUGUCGAGUGCAUCGACAUGUGGCUGCGCUCCCACUCCACCUGCCCGCUCUCCCGCUGCGCGGCCGUCGACGAGGCGGCGGCGGCGGUGCCCCCGCGGGCUCCCGGGGCCGACCUGGAGUCGGCCAACUUCCCCAUCGCAACGCUAGCGGAGCUUCCCCCGGCGGCGCGCCAGCCGCCGGCGGUGCCGGCGCAGGCGCCGCAGCUGAUUCCAGGGUCCAUCACCAGAGUCGCGACCGUCGUGGAUGCGGCAAGGGUAGCCGCCCUACGCUGGCUGCUGGGCUGCAGCCUCGUGACACCGUCUCCACCGACGCCACCGCAGCAGCAGCAGCAAGACUUCUCCCCCAGUCGACGGACUUGGCGGACGGCGACUCCGCUGCGAUGGAGACCUCAUCUGCACGAGCGGGCGCCUAUGGUGAGCUCCUUGAUGACCUCUGCAUCAAGCUCUUCCACGACGAGCGGAUACCCCACCUGAUCAUUGCUGGCCGCCUAGCCCCUCUAGAUCUAGCUCGCCAAGGUGCUCAAUCAUUUGGGGAAGCACAAGAUGGCGGCGGCAAUUGCGCAUGAAGCCCUCUGCUGCAUCCUGGCGAGAUCGCGAGAAGCCUUGAGGUAACUAAUCUCGCUUAUUCUGCUUGUGCCUACAUCCCAUUAGAAGUUGCUCAAUGGUUUGACUCUUGCCACAGGUGAAUAAGAUGUGGGCGGGGCUUUGCCACUGCUAAGAUUAACUUCUGUCUCGAGGAGAAGCACAAAUAUGUUCUGCUUCAUGUGUGAAUCUCGGAGAAUGGAACAUAUGCCACGAAGAAGCUGCCCCGGCUUCGAGGAACCCUACUCCACGGGGAGUGACGCCGACGGUGGCGGCGAGGACGACGAUGAGGCUGUCUCCUCCGAGGAGCAGGACCAGCUGCCACUCACAUCCAUGGCCAAGCGCUUCUCGCUCGUGCAAUCCAUGGAGAUCCCCAACAGCAACGGUGGCUGCGCCCGCCAAGUUCGACCACGCCUCUGGCACUUCAAGACCAAGGGCACCUACGGCUAUGGCAACGCGCUCUGGCCCAAGGACGGCCUCGCCGGCGGUAGCGUCGGAGGCAUCCGGUCUUCCCCGGAGCGAAUCUUCACCGCUGUAGCAACUGAAUCAACCGUGAUAUAAAUGUUUAUUUUCACCACAACUUUGACCUGAUUGCUUAUUUUCAUCAUAUAUAGUUUUUUUAAAAUACUUCUUGUAACUAAAAUUUAGUGCAGUUAUUUUUUUAUAAUAUUAUUCUUCAAACA
Panicum virgatum (switchgrass) is the source of this 1586-nucleotide messenger RNA. Its product is annotated as E3 ubiquitin-protein ligase RNF126-like. The record is from RefSeq and is a predicted model, not a curated record. The transcript is spliced from 3 exons. Lineage: Eukaryota; Viridiplantae; Streptophyta; Magnoliopsida; Poales; Poaceae. The coding region runs from base 1 to 795 and encodes 264 amino acids.